Microthlaspi erraticum is the source of this 3516-nucleotide messenger RNA. Lineage: Eukaryota; Viridiplantae; Streptophyta; Magnoliopsida; Brassicales; Brassicaceae. The record is from the annotation of a GenBank genome assembly.
AUGACUGAGAGUAGUAACCCAAGCAAAUCGGAGAAGCGUGGCAAUUGCUGGAUUUCUCACAAAUUCGUCGACGCAGCCUCCAUAAACCCAGACAAAAUCGCCGUCAUUCACGCUUCGGGCUGGGCGGCGAGGAUCGAGUCGGAUUCGGAAUCACUUAAACCUUCUAAUUCUCCGUCGUGCACACCACCUGUUUACGACGGAGACAAAUGCUUCACGUUCGCCGAGCUCUCAUCAUCCAUUGAUUCCCUGAGCUCUCGUCUCCGUCGCAUUCUCGAUGUUCCCAGUCACAGAGAUCCUAACCUCAUCAGACCACGAUUUCAAGAGAAACUUGACUUGGAGACUGACUCAGAUGUAGUAUAUAUGCCAAAGGUUUUGGCUUUAUAUAUGCCACCUUCAGUUGAAUACAUAAUCUCUGUGCUAUCUGUUUUGAGGUGUGGAGAAGCCUUUUUACCUUUAGAUCCUUCAUGGCCAAGAGAAAGAGUGUUGUCUAUGAUUUCCUCUUCGAAUGUUGCUCUUGUUAUUGCUUGUGGCUCUUCUUUCGACCAAUUCGGGUGUAAGCCGCUCGAGAGAUCACACUGGCUUGUGGAAAGCAUGGUCUGCCCUGUAUUGUUCUUCUCGAUGAGUGAAAGAUUGAGUGUGGAAACUAGUCGAUCAAGCUUUGUUUGGCCUUGCAAGAAAGAGAGGCAAAGGAAAUUUUGUUAUCUGAUGUAUACUUCAGGAUCUACUGGGAAGCCAAAAGGAGUAUGUGGCACUGAGCAAGGACUUUUAAAUCGCUUCAUGUGGAUGCAAGAGCAUUAUCCUGUUGUUGGGGAGCAGCAAUUGGCUUUCAAGACUUCAGUUGGAUUUAUUGAUCAUCUGCAGGAGUUUCUUGGGGCUAUUCUGAAUUCCACCCCAUUAGUCGUCCCUCCAUUUAAGUUCCUAAAAGAGAAUAUGAUCUCCAUCAUUGAUUUUCUAGAGGCGUAUUCUAUCAGUAGGCUCCUAGCUGUCCCAUCGAUGAUCAGAGCUAUUCUACCUACUUUACAACAUCGACACAAUAAGCUCCAAAGUUGCCUGAAGCUGGUAAUUUUAAGCGGCGAACCCUUUCCUAUGAGCCUGUGGGAUUCACUUCGCAACCUAUUUCCUGAAACAUGUUUUCUGAAUCUAUAUGGGAGUACAGAGGUAUCAGGGGACUGCACUUAUUUUGACUGUAGUGGGUUGCCAGAACUCUUGAAGACUGAGAAGAUUGGUAGUGUUCCUAUUGGCAAGCCCAUGUCCAAUUGCAGAAUUGUUCUUUUUGGUGAUGAAGAUAAACCUAAUGAGGGAGAAAUAUGUGUUGGUGGUCUCUGUCUUUCGCAAGGAUACCUGCAUUCCUCGAUGGAGUCCCAAGGCUACGUGAAGCUACAUAAUAGCUCUCUCUGUAAUCAUUUAACCAAUGAUUGUGGAAGCGAGCUUUAUUAUAGAACUGGUGAUUACGGCCAAAAGCUUUCUAGCGGUGAUUUAGUUCUUAUUGGGAGAAGGGAUCGAACUGUUAAACUCAAUGGACAACGCAUUGCCCUUGAAGAGACUGAAACAACUCUAGAACUAAAUCCAGAUGUUAGAGAAGCGGUUGUUCGACUUAACAGAGAUCAGACGGAGCUUACUUCACUUGAGGCCUUUUUAGUACUAAACAAGGAAACCAAGUCCGAUGAAGGUAUCAUAUAUUCUAUUAGAAAUUGGAUGAGGGAAAAGCUACCUUCGGUGAUGGUUCCUAACCAUUUUGUUUUGGUGGAGUCCUUGCCAAGUACUUCAAGUGGAAAGGUUGAUUAUGAAGCACUAGCAAGGUUGAAAUGUCCUACAACCCAAGCUCAAGAUAUGAUGCAUAGCAAUGGAACUGAUAGUUUACUGCAAAUUAUUAAAAAGGCCGUUUGUGAUGCAUUAGUGGUCAAAGAAGUUUCAGACGAUGAUGAUUUCUUUGUGAUUGGUGGAGACUCUUUAGCCGCAGCUCAUCUUUCUCAUAGUCUUGGUAUCGAUAUGAGAUUGAUUUACCAAUUUCGAAGUCCAUCUAAGCUUUUGAUCUGUCUGUCAGAGAAGGAAGGAAAGUUAAGAGAAGAUAUGCAACGCAAUACCACUCUGAAGCUAGAAAACAAUAUAGAGAAUCAGAAUGGCAAUGAGUUUUUUAGUAGAACUGUUACACUUCAUUCUGGUGUUACAUCAGACCCAACACCUUCAAGAAUUCAGUGCGAGAAGAGUGUCUCUACAAAGCGAUUGAAAAUCAAUUCAGAACAGUUUUCGUCCAAAAGAAUGGAAGAUAAAAAAUCAUGGGAUUCAGGAAUUUCUCAAAUACAAUGUGCAUUCAGUAGGUGCAACAAGGUACAGUUUCCAAACUCAUGUAGUAAUGAGGGGGGAAACCAAGAAAACUGGUCGGUGGAGUUUCCAAGGAAUCAAGUGGUCUCUAUGCAAGAGCUAUGGAAAGUUCAUAUGGAGUCUUGUGUCGAUGCCUCGCCCCUUGUAGUAUUGAAGCAUUCGAAAACAUAUCUAUUUAUUGGGUCUCACUCACAUAAAUUUUUCUGCAUUGACGCGAAAAGUGGUUCUAUUUGCUGGGAGACCGUUCUAGAAGGAAGGAUCGAAGGUUCAGCUAUGGUAGUUGGUGAUUUUUCUCAGGUCGUGGUUGGAUGCUACAUAGGAAAAUUAUAUUUCUUAGACUUUUCAACUGGAAGCUUAUGUUGGACAUUCCAAGCAUGUGGCGAGAUAAAGUGCCAACCUGUUGUGGACACAUAUUCACAACUGAUAUGGUGCGGAUCACAUGACCACACUCUUUAUGCCCUUGACUAUAGGAGCCAAAGCUGUGUUUAUAAGCUGCAAUGUGGUGGGAGCGUAUUUGCGUCACCUGUAAUUGAUGAGAGUCAUAGUUCACUUUACGUGGCUUCUACAAAUGGUCGCGUGAUAGCUGUAUCAGUAGAGGAUUCCCCAUUCCACACCUUGUGGCUACUUGAACUAGAGGCACCGAUAUUUGGUUCUCUUUCCAUUAGCCCGACAAACCAAAGCGUUAUAUGCUGCCUAGUUAAUGGCCAAGUUGUUGCAAUGAGUCCAUCUGGAACUAUUAUCUGGAGGUAUACAACUGGCGGGCCAAUAUUUGCAGGGCCUUGUAUGUCGCAUGUGCUUCCAUCUCAGGUGCUCGUGUGCUGUAGAAAUGGAAGUGUUUAUUCACUAGAGUCGGAAUCUGGGUGUCUUGUCUGGGAAUACAAUAUUGGGGACCCUAUCACAGCAUCUGCAUACAUCGAUGAGAAUCUGCAUUUUGAAUCUCACCAACUGCUUGCAUCAGACAGGUUGGUGUCUGUAUGCUCUAGCUCGGGAAGAGUUCAUAUCCUUCGUGUGAGUCCCAAUCUCAGCAGAGAUUCAAAAGUAGACGAAAUCGCGAGGUUGGAGUUGCAGGCAGACGUUUUCUCUUCACCAGUGAUGAUCGGUGGCCGGAUUUUUGUUGGCUGUCGUGACGACUAUGUGCAUUGCCUCUCUCUUGAGAGUUGCGUUUUGCGUCCGAACUCAAUAACAACUGUGUAA